Messenger RNA from Strongyloides ratti, 1341 nucleotides. RefSeq names its product Cathepsin D. The transcript has 2 exons. The record is from RefSeq and is a predicted model, not a curated record. Lineage: Eukaryota; Metazoa; Nematoda; Chromadorea; Rhabditida; Strongyloididae. Gene Ontology annotation, biological process: proteolysis; cell death. Bases 1 to 1341 code for a protein of 446 amino acids. Gene Ontology annotation, molecular function: aspartic-type endopeptidase activity. Gene Ontology annotation, cellular component: lysosome.
AUGAUGAUAUUUAUUUUUAUCAUCUUAAUUUCUUUAUCAAAUGCUUUUCAAAGAAUUCCUUUAAAUAAAGUUCCAACAAUAAGAUCUAUUCUUCAUUCAAAAGGUUCAUGGUAUCAAUAUGCAAAAUAUCGUGAUUUUAUUUUUCAAGAUAGACUUAAUUUUUUAGAAAAUGAAAGAAUUAAUAAAGGUGAAAAAUAUGGAGCUGUUCAUAGAUUAAUGGAUAGUGAAGAAAUUUUAAGAAAUUAUAUGGAUGCUCAAUAUUAUGGAGAAAUUUCAAUUGGAACACCAGGACAAAAUUUUAGUGUUAUUUUUGAUACUGGUAGUUCUAAUCUUUGGAUACCAUCAAAAAAAUGUCCUAUUUAUAAUAUUGCUUGUCUUCUUCAUAAUAAAUAUGAUAGUUCAUCGUCAUCAACAUAUGUUACUGAUGGUAGAACAAUGGCUAUUCAAUAUGGUACUGGUUCAAUGAAAGGAUUUCUUUCAAAAGAUAAAGUUUGUAUUGCUGAUCUUUGUGCUGAAGAUCAAACAUUUGCUGAAGCUACUAGUGAACCAGGUGUUACAUUUAUUGCUGCUAAAUUUGAUGGUAUUCUUGGAAUGGCAUAUCAAAAUAUUGCUGUAUUAGGAGUUAAGCCUGUAUUUAAUACAUUAAUUGAUCAACAUAAAGUUCCUCAACCAAUUUUUGCUUUUUGGUUAAAUCGUAUUGCAGAUGAUAGUGAUGGUGGUGAAAUUACACUUGGUGGUAUGGAUCCAAAACAUUAUAAAGGUGAUAUAACAUAUGUACCAGUUUCUCGUAAAGGAUAUUGGCAAUUUAAAAUGGAUGGAUUUGUAGGUGAUAAUGAAAAAAUUGCAUGCAAAAAUGGUUGUCAAGCUAUUGCUGAUACCGGAACAUCACUUAUUGCUGGUCCAAAAGCUCAAGUUGAAGCAAUUCAAAAAUUUAUUGGUGCAGAACCAUUAGCCCGAGGAGAAUAUAUGGUCCCAUGUGAUAAAGUAUCAUCAUUGCCAAUAGUUAAUAUUGUCAUUGGAGGACAAGCAUUUGCCUUAUCAGGAAAAGAUUAUAUCUUAAAUGUUACAGCAAUGGGUAAGUCAAUUUGUUUAUCUGGAUUUAUGGGAAUGGAUCUUCCUGAACGUGUGGGUGAGUUAUGGAUUUUAGGAGAUGUCUUUAUUGGACGUUACUACACAGUAUUCGAUUUUGGUAAAGAUCGUGUUGGUUUUGCUGUUGCAAGAAAUUCAUUAGGAGAAGAGACUUCUCCUGCUAUUAAAGAUUGUUCUGAUGAUAGUUGUGUAGUACCAGGAGGAUGGAAAUUACCAGACAAAAAAAAGAUUAAUUUUAAAUUCACAAAAUAA